Arvicola amphibius (Eurasian water vole) is the source of this 912-nucleotide messenger RNA. RefSeq names its product taste receptor type 2 member 103-like. The record is from RefSeq and is a predicted model, not a curated record. Gene Ontology annotation, molecular function: bitter taste receptor activity; G protein-coupled receptor activity. Gene Ontology annotation, cellular component: membrane. Gene Ontology annotation, biological process: G protein-coupled receptor signaling pathway; sensory perception of taste; detection of chemical stimulus involved in sensory perception of bitter taste. Lineage: Eukaryota; Metazoa; Chordata; Mammalia; Rodentia; Cricetidae.
AUGACUAGUAAGGUCACACUUAUAACUACUGUAAAUAUGGAAUUCAUCAUAGGAAGUUUAGGAAAUGCAUUCAUAGCACUAGUGAACAUCUUGGACUGGGUGAAGAAAAGAAAGAUCUCUUUGGUGGAUCAGAUCCUCACUGCUCUGGCCAUCUCCAGAACUGCUUUUCUGUUUUCACUGGUCACAACUUUGUUGGUAGCAUUACUGGACCCAGCUGCAAUGACAGUGAGAAGAGGAUUAAAAAUGCAUAUUAUCUCCUGGAUGGUGACCCAUCAUUUCAGUGUCUGGUUUGCUACAUUCCUCAGCAUCUUUUAUUUUCUCAAGAUAGCUAAUUUCUCAAAUUCCAUUUUUCUUACCCUCAAAUGGAAAGCAAAAAGAGUGGUAUUGAUAACACUGGUGGUGUCUCUGAUAAUCUUGUUUAUAAAUAUUAUAGUCAUAAAUAUACUCACUGAUGGACCUAAAGUAAACACACCCUACAGGUCUAGUUCCAAUAACACUGUAGACGUUUAUGUGCUCAUUUUACUCACCAACACGAUGUUCACACUCAUCCCCUACCCAGUGACCCUGAUUACUCUCCUCCUGCUCAUCUUCUCCUUGUGUAGACAUCUGAAGAACAUGCAGUGCCAUGACAAACGAUUCCGAGAUGUCAGCGCUGCGGCCCACAUAAAGUCCCUGCAAAGUGUGGUCACCUUCCUGUUAUUAUAUACCGUUUUUGUUAUGUCACUUCUUUUCCAGACUUGGAAUAUUAACUUCUACAAAAAAAAUCUUAUGGUUUUGUUUUUCUGGAGUACAACAAUAGCUUUUCCCUCGGGAUACUCAUGUGUCUUGAUUCUGGGAAACAGAGAGCUAAGGCAGGCCUUUCUUUCAGUGCUGUGGUGGCUGAGGUGUACAUACAAAUAUACAGAGAACUGA